Enhydra lutris kenyoni (northern sea otter) is the source of this 735-nucleotide messenger RNA. Its product is annotated as interleukin 10. Gene Ontology annotation, biological process: immune response. The transcript is spliced from 5 exons. Gene Ontology annotation, molecular function: cytokine activity. Gene Ontology annotation, cellular component: extracellular region. Lineage: Eukaryota; Metazoa; Chordata; Mammalia; Carnivora; Mustelidae. The record is from RefSeq and is a predicted model, not a curated record. Bases 16 to 552 code for a protein of 178 amino acids.
AGGCAGAGCUUCAUCAUGCCCAGCCCAGCGCUGCUGUGUUGCCUGGUCCUGCUGGCCGGGGUAGGAGCCAGCCGCCACCAGAGUGCCCUGUCUGAGGACAACUGCACCCACUUCCCAGCCAGCCUGCCCCACAUGCUUCGAGAGCUCCGAGCAGCCUUCGGCAGGGUGAAGACUUUCUUUCAAAUGAAGGACAAGCUGGACAGCAUAUUGUUGACUGGGUCCUUGCUGGAGGACUUUAAGGGUUACCUGGGUUGCCAAGCCCUGUCGGAGAUGAUCCAGUUUUACUUGGAGGAGGUGAUGCCCCAGGCUGAGAACCACGACCCAGAAGUCAAGGAGCACGUGAACUCACUGGGGGAAAAGCUGAAGACCCUGCGGCUGAGGCUGCGGCGCUGUCAUCGAUUUCUGCCCUGUGAGAAUAAGAGCAAGGCGGUGGAGCAGGUGAAAAGCGCCUUCAGUAAGCUCCAAGAGAGAGGUGUCUACAAAGCCAUGAGUGAGUUUGACAUCUUCAUCAACUACAUAGAAACCUACAUGACAAUGAGGAUGAAGAUCUGAAAACAUCCAGGAUGAGGACUCUUCUCAACUCUAGCACAUAAGUUGGAGAUCUGAAAAUCCCAUCCGGGAUGUAGGAGAGCUGAACAACUCCUUGGAGAACCCUGUCGUACCUCUCUCUUAAAAUAUUUAUUACCUCUGAUACCUCAACUCCCAUUAUAUUUAUUUACUGAGCUUCUCUGUGAA